UGCAUCCACUGAACAACGACAAUGGACUAUCGGCUCGGUUUUAACUAAGCUUCAAUAAUCAAUAAAACUUGCAUACAACAUGAAAAACUGUCUUCUCUCUGUCUCUUAAUUAUAUAACAGUCCAUUAAAGUAAAGCUUCUUCCUCAUUAAGAUAUGGCAAGUUCCGGUACUUGUACAUCAUCUUUAACAAACCCAGAAUUCCCUUCUAUUUUCUCUUCCCAUAGGAGAAAAGCAAGGAGCAUCAUGCCACCAUCACAAGUCCCUGUUCAUAAAGUCCAUGGCUUUGCAAUUUCCCUUGGCAUUCCAAAACUUUCAAGCUUUAAAUCGAAUGGGUUUUUCGUAAAUUCUUUUUCAAGUGAUAAUUCAUUUGACAAUAAUCAAGUCGGUGUAAAGAAUAGUUCAUCAGAUGACACAGCCAAAGAACCUCACGUUCAAAGCAGUACAUGGAACUGGAAAGGUUAUUCUAUUCGCUAUCAGUAUUCUGGGAACAGUGGCCCUGCUCUAGUUUUAGUUCAUGGUUUUGGAGCAAACAGUGACCAUUGGAGGAAAAAUAUUCCUGUUCUUGCAAAAUCGCAUAGAGUAUACUCAAUUGAUCUUAUUGGUUAUGGAUACUCAGAAAAACCUAAUCCUCGUGAAUUUGGAGAUAACUCCUUCUAUACAUUUGAGAGAUGGGGCACCCAGCUAAAUGACUUUUGCAUUGACAUCGUUAAAGACAAAGCCUUUUUUAUAUGCAAUUCAAUAGGAGGACUAGUUGGUCUCCGGGCAGCAGUUAUGGAGCCACAGAUCUGCAGAGGCAUGGUCCUGUUAAAUAUAUCUUUGCGCAUGCUUCAUGUUAAAAAGCAGCCAUGGUUUGGAAGACCCUUUAUCAGAUCAUUUCAGAGUUUGCUGCGGAAUACAGCUUUGGGACAACUGUUUUUCAAGUCAGUUGCCACAUCAGAGUCCGUGAGGAGCAUUCUUUGUCAGUGUUAUCAUGACAGCUCUCAAGUGACAGAGGAGCUUGUUCAGAAGAUUCUUCUUCCAGGACUUGAGCCUGGUGCAGUGGAUGUAUUUCUUGAUUUCAUUUGUUACUCUGGGGGGCCUCUUCCGGAGGAACUGCUACCUCAGGUGAAGUGCCCUGUUUUGAUAGCCUGGGGUGACAAGGAUCCAUGGGAGCCAAUUGAGCUAGGCAGAAUCUAUGGGACUUUUGAUACUGUUGAGGAUUUUGUUGUCCUCCCAAACGUUGGCCAUUGUCCACAGGAUGAAGCGCCUCAUCUUGUGAACCCGCUUGUUGAGUCUUUUGUGGCACGUAAUUCUACAGCAAGAGCUACUGCUUCUACUGUAGCCUGAUUUAAUGGCAGGUCAAAUUCAAUGCUUCUCCUAAAUCAACCUUGGACCAUGAUAUUCGUUCUGAAAACAGUUACUAACAAAACAGAAUAUUUUUGGUUUAAUAUUCCAGAAAUGUUACACCUCAUUCAGGCCUGCAUUGCCCAAGAGCUGCCACUUUAUUAUAUCACUUGUGUUAUCUCUGUAGCUCAACAUUAGCAGAUCUCAUUUCUUCCUGUUCAUACCAAUGUUGUAAACUGGAUCUCUGCAGUGAGAAAUUACUGUUUUUGGAGGUAUGUAUUCUCUAGUCAAAUAAUUGGGAUAUCGCAACUGUUCAUCGGGACUUGAUAGUUAAGAAGCCUACAAAUAGAGUAUACAGGCUAAAGUAUAGUUGUCAUUUCAUGCCCUGGUUGCAUGAACUGUCUAAUUAUCUCAUAGAUUAGUAUGCAAAACAGUCUUAUCAUUCAUCUCCAGAACUCGUGGAUUUACCGUAUUCCAAGUUGUAACAGUUUCAUUUUCAAGCAUUAAAUUAUUUGUGCCUUGACUA
Molecule: messenger RNA, 1849 nt
Organism: Ricinus communis (castor bean)
Lineage: Eukaryota; Viridiplantae; Streptophyta; Magnoliopsida; Malpighiales; Euphorbiaceae
Exons: 8
Coding region: 154-1326 (390 amino acids)
Source: RefSeq, a predicted model, not a curated record